Balaenoptera acutorostrata (minke whale) is the source of this 5230-nucleotide messenger RNA. RefSeq names its product testis expressed 36 (gene TEX36). The coding region runs from base 2880 to 3371 and encodes 163 amino acids. The record is from RefSeq and is a predicted model, not a curated record. The transcript has 12 exons. NCBI's taxonomy places the organism in Eukaryota, Metazoa, Chordata, Mammalia, Artiodactyla, Balaenopteridae.
UCCACCCCUUGCACGCCGGUCUUUGUUGGCCAACAGUCCUCGGGACUUGGGCUUUGGGCGGAGUCAAAGCCUUAGAGGUCAUCUCUGCGUGGGCGGGGAAGAGAGGCUGUAGGUGUAACCAGCGGCUCCCGGCACGUAAAGUUGUGAAGUGUCAGCACUCUUCCAGCCCCAGCUUUCAGUGCCCCCUCGGUUUGCAGGCGGGCUCACAGGCCCAGGAAGGGAAAGACAUGCCCAGGACUCAUAUAUACUGCAGGCCGCUUGAGAAGUAAGUGCCUGAACCCUUGUUGAUAAAUGCUUAGGGAGAAAAUGUGCUGGAAACAGCCUGUGAAAAGGCAGCGAGAAGAAUGAAACACAGAGAGCCAGGAACGCAGCACAGAAAAAGAGAGUGCCUGAUGCCAUCACCACUAAAGAGAUGUUUGCUGAAUGAAUGAACUGCUUAUAGUUUGCUGCUUCAACAAGUUGUCCCAUAACCUGUGUCUGCUGGUGCUUUUCCUUUGCCUAGAAUACCUUUCCCUUCCUCAUCUGGCUCAUUCCUAAAGACUCAUCUGUCACAGGGGGUGCAAGUUCGAUACCUGGUUGGGGAGCUAAGAUCCCACGUGCCUCACAGCCAAAAAAACCAAAAGGAAAUGAAGCCAGAAUCCACAGAUGUCAUUAUCCAUCUGCACGCUUUUGUUUACUACCCAGAAGGCAAGAAUAUUGCAUUUUAAAAGUGUCCGGACUUUUGUUCUUUCUUAUCACAAAUGACUUGAGAAGAUCUGACCAUUCACAGUUACCCUGAGUGGAAGUGCCAAAGACUUGCUUCUUAGAGCGCUUUGAGAUUCAGGUACCUCAUAGAAGUGGAAUCACAAUAUUUGUCCUUUUGUGACCGGCUUAUCUCACCGAGCAUAAAGUCUUCAAAACUCAUCCAUGCUGCAGCAGGUGUCAGAACUUCCUUCCUUCUUAAGAUUCCACAUGUAAGUCUCUCCUUUUAAAAUGUGAUGUCUCCAUUUCCGAGGGAAGUUGGUCAUCCCAGAUGAUCACAAGGAAGAGAUGAUUUGGCCUCCAACACUGAAUUAUUCAGGGCACCCCCGGUGGACAGAAAUACCCUGGAAUGUGAAGAAAGAGCAAGCAAGAAAGGACAAAUUGGUGGUCAUCCACACGAUUAACUGAAUUGAUGAACAUCGGAUCCCAGUCGAGCUGGAGAAAUUGGGGUCUAACGUCAGGACUCAGCCCACGUCUGUCAUUUAUGACUUUGUCUUCUUAUUAUCUUUGUAACAAGGCUCUUCUAUUAGCUCACAGUUUGCUGCCAAGUUGAUGAAAUCGCCGUUAUAUUUUAUGGUACACGGUAAGAGGAGAGAGGAGAUUUUAAAAGACCUACAGAUCUCUUCUUCAUUGAGGGACCUCGCCUCCUCUCUCUUCUCCCUGCGUGGGAUGGAGAUGAACUUACCAUCACGUUCCAAGGCACUGUUCAUUUCCUCUUCAGCUGAAAAAUAUAUAUUUAUUUGGCUGUUUUGCUUUACGAUUGUGGAGGCUGGCAUUUUCCAUUCCAGUGCUCUCCGUUCUGAACCACACUUGUAAUUACUGCUGUCUUUUAUUCUGUGUCUUCAGAGGACUGUCCCAUUCAAACUGUGAGAGGACAAAAGCUGCUGUCUUUCCAGGGGGUGGAAACAAUAGCAUCAAGUCUUCACAAUUUGGAGAAAGAAUAAACUCGGCACGCCUGCUGCAUCCUAAGGAUGAAGAAACUGGGGCCUGGAAAAAUUGUCUCUUGCGGAAGGCUGACCUCGUGGGAGAGAGAGCUGGGAUUGGUCUCAGGGCGUUUGGAUCUACUCUCUGUGACCCACCACCACAUUAUGCUUCCUCCCUUUUCAGGAAUUUUCGCUAAGAGUCAGGGUCUUGCCUUCUGUUUGUAUUGUAGUUUCCAUUCAUAUUCCUCUCCUUGAGAUCCCUGCUUCAAAGUCCACUUUGUUGGGGUGGCUUUUAAGAGGUGCUGUUUAUAUAAAAUUGGGGUGAGCUACAGUGGCUGUCAAGCACCACUCGCAUCCCUCUUCAGGGGGAAUUCGGGAAUGGACUACUUGCGCUGCUGCUGAAAGUGUGGCUUGGGAGGCCCACCCCUAGGUAUUCCUUGGCUGAAAAGAGCUGCUGCCCCAAGGUCACUUUCUGGGUCCCCACCGUCCUCUUCUACCCAGUGACUGAUUGACAAAGGCUCACAAAGGCCCAGUCCUCUCACUCCAUCAGGCUGACUCUGAGAAGGCAUCCCAUGUCUAGAGCUCCCUGUGGGGUUGGUCCAGGCCUUUGUUGGGACUGCCUCCCUAGGCCCAGUCCUGUUUCCUUCCCUUCUGUUCAUAGAGAGAUACUAAAGCCCACCCCCAGCCAUCCAAAUAAUCUUCCCACCCUCUACCAUUCUACAUUCUCCGUGGAGACUCAACGUGACCUUUCUCUCCUCCCCUUCCCCGUGUCCUAAGGUCCACUUCAUACCUGCAGGAGGUUGGCUCACCCCUGUGAACAUGGGCUGAAUCCUUGGCCCCAAGUGCAGAGAGCUCCCUUACCACAAGGAAGAUCUCAAAUAAUACACUGUCUCCUCAGAGUACAUCAACCCCCUCACCAGGGGCCACACCCUCCUCACCAGGCCUCGGAAACAUUUCCAGGCUCCGAGCAGCAGGGUGGCCCCUGUAACUUGAAACAACCGGCAGUGGUGGCCUCAGGCCAUGACAAUAUUUUUUGUCUUGGAAAGAAUACUUGAAAAUUACAAAAAUUAUGCCAUUUCCAUCGCAUGCCAGAAGCACCCAAAUUGCAUUUUAAUCCCUUUACAGAGGAAGCCCUGAUACUUGGCUUAGAGAUUCAGAUGUGUCUGGUUUUAAUCAAGGCGUGUGCUGUUUUUCCAGUUCCCUCACAUUGGACUAAUGCAAAAGACACCAGAAUCCAUCACACGUACGAUGUUAAAAGAGUCCAAUAGUCCACGUUUAUCUCGGCAAGUGGAGGAGAAGCUACCGCCAAUCUACAAAGUGCGGGAGAAGCAAGCAGUAAAUAACAACUUCCCCUUCUCUGUACACGACAAUCGUCACAGCUUUCAGAACUCUGGAUUCUACCUUGACUCUGGCCUGGGAUGUAAGAAGAUCUCCCCAGAAAAAAGGCAACACAUUUCAAGAAAUUUCAAUCUUUGGGCAUGUGACUAUGUUCCAUCUUGUCUCGAUGGCUUUUCAAAUAACCAAAUAUCAUAUGUCUGUCAGGAAGCUGUGGUGGUCCCAAUUUUCAGACGCUUUCCAAGACAUUAUAAUGAGUUAUGGAACACUUUUAAAUUUAUUCCCCAGCAAAGCUAUACAGAGUAUCUGAAAAAGAAUCCAAAAGUAAGGUUCAUGAUUAACAAAAAGGCUGGUUCUCCACUGGAGCCCUAACCCUUCCAGAAGAUUCUUGAUGAGUUUUGCAAUAUUGUUAUUUCAUCACACAUUCUAAAAGUAUGUAUUUUCUGAUCCAGCACUGAGGUUUGACAUAAGAUUUGUUUAGGAUUAGAGAAUAUAGACUGUAUGUGCCUCAAUGCUGAGGUGAAGUUUUCUUGCAGUGAUAACAUAAAGAAACAUAAAGUCCUUAUAUAGAGAAACCAGAAAGGCAACAGGUAAUGUUGCCACUCCCCCACCUUUAAAGUAUUUUUAUGGUUUUAAUAAGGUUGAAAAAUAUUCAGGUCCUUAUAAAAUAAAGAUACAUGAUGACAUACACAUUUUAAAUGAAUGUGUUUUAAACAAAAAUGUGCUUAAAUUUUGAAAUUGCCACAUUAACUUUGGGGAGAGGUUUUAAAUUACAUAAUUAAUAUAGACUUACAUUUUCAUCUUGAAAUUUCAAACAAACAGAGAAAGCAGGAGUCCCCUUUGAUUUCACCACAUCUCUAAUCCUUGUCCUGUCCCCAGAGGUAAGGUAACCAUUUGUUUUGUUUUGUUUUGUUUUAAUUUGUUUAUUUAAUUUAUUUAUUUUUGUCUGUGUUGGGUCUUCGUUGCUGCACGCGGGCUUUCUCUAGUUGUGGCGAGCGGGGGCUACUCUUCCUUGCAGUGCGCAGGCUUCUCAUUGCGGUGGCUUCUCUUGUUGUGGAACAUGGGCUCUAGGUAUGCAGGCUUCAGUAGUUGUGGCACGCGGGCUCAGUAGUUGUGGCUCAUGGGCUCUAGAGCACAGGCUCAGUAGUUGUGGCGUACAGGCUUAGCUGCUCCGUGGCAUGUGGGAUCUUCCCGGACCAGGGCUCAAACCCGUGUCCCCUGCAUUGGCAGGCAGAUUCUUAACCACCGCGCCACCAGGGAAGUCCCUAACCAUUUGUUUUUAUUCUGUGUUUUUACAAUCAGAUGCAUGUGCAUAGCUAUUAAUACAUACAAAUUUUGAACAUAAACUGUAUUACACAGUACAUAUGUUCUUGGAGUACAUAACCGAUCUUGAAGUUCUUGCAGUGUCAGUAUGAAUAAACUACUGCACUGUAUCCCCUAAUAUGGAUGUACCAUGUUUUAAAAAACUAUCUGACUAAUGAGCCUUUGAAUUAUGUCUAAUUUUUGGCUGCCAGACAUGGUGCUACUUGAACAUGCUUUAUCGGGCUCUUUGGGUGCAUGUUUAAAUGUGCUCUGUAGUCAUCUCUGAAAGUUACCUUCUUAGUGCCAAGUUGGCCCAUAUGCACAGAGUAUUAAUAAACACCGCCAAACCACCUUCAAAAAAGACUGGACCAAUUAAACUUCCAUCAACAGUAUCUGUGAGUUUCUGUUUCUCUCCCCCCUCAAAUUAUCUUUUAGAUAUUUAAGGAUAUUUAAGGACAAAAAAAUGGUAUCUUGUAUUUUCUUAUUUUGCAUUUCUCUGAUUAUUAGUGAAGUUGGCCAUCUUUUCCCACUCAGGGGUCAUUUAUAUUGCCCUUUAAAUGAGCAAUGUCACCAUCAUUCUAUAUCAAAAUUUUCUUGUUUCUAUUUAAAUAUUUUUCUUAUAGAUGAAUUUUAGAAUAAGCUUGUCAAGUAAACCCACUGGCAAUUUGAUAGGAAUUUUCCUGAAUUUAGAUAUUAAUUUAUAGGAGAAUCGACAUCUUUAUACCAUGGUGUAUCUCCCCAUUUAUUCAAAUCUUAUUUUAUGUUCUUUGGUAAAGCUUUAUAACUUCUUUUACAUAAGUAUGGUAUGUUUCUUUUCUGUGUUUAGUCCUGUAUAUUUUGAAAUGUGGCUCUCUUGAAUGUGUGUAUGUGUGUGUGUGUGUGUUUAAGUUACACUUUUAGGUUGGUUUUGUCUGAUGCAUAAAAAAAGC